CACACCCAGCCGCUUGGACAACCACAAGUCGAUGGCGAGCAAGGAGCUGAGCGAAACGCGGAUCAGGGAGGGGUUGAGCCGUAUGCCGUCCUCCUCAGGUGGCCCCUGACCGCUCGCCGAGCCCGUGGAGGAGUUGGAGCCCCGGCGCCGAGAGGGGCUCUCCGAGGCUCGAAGGCGGGCGGUGGUCGGGUCGGAACCCUGUCGCUGAAGAGCCGAACCAUGCCUGGACUUCUGCUCGGCGACGUUGUGCCAAACUUCGAGGCCGACACCACGGUCGGAAGGAUCACAUUUCACGAUUUUCUGGGAGACUCGUGGGGAAUCCUCUUCUCCCACCCAGCUGACUUCACUCCUGUCUGCACCACUGAACUCGGACGUGCUGCUAAGCUAAGCGACGAGUUCAAGAAACGAAAUGUGAAGAUGAUUGCCUUGUCGAUCGAUAGUGUUGAUGAUCACCGCAAAUGGAGCAAGGAUGUGAUGGCCUACAGUGACGCGGCUGACAAAGCGCUGCCGUACCCCAUCAUUGCUGACGACAAGAGAGAGCUGGCAGUCCAGCUGGGGAUGCUGGAUCCUGACGAGAGGGGAAAAGAUGGACAGGCACUCACUGCUCGCUGUGUCUUUGUGUUCGGCCCGGAUAAGAAGCUGAAGCUGUCCAUCCUCUACCCUGCCACUACAGGAAGGAACUUUGAUGAGAUCCUCAGAGUCAUCGACUCUCUGCAGCUGACUGCACAGAAGAAGGUUGCUACACCUGUUGACUGGAAGCCCGGUGACAAAGUCAUGGUCAUCCCUUCCCUCUCUGAUUCUGAAGCUGCUGAUCUUUUUCCCAACGGGGUGACGACCAAAGACCUGCCUUCGGGGAAAAAAUACCUGCGCUACACCCAGAUUUAAAAAUUCAAUGGAGGAGAAUCACUCUUCUCCUUAAUGCUGGUUCACCUGAAAGUCACUCUACAUGUUAACUGGACUAAUAAAGAUAGUCUCUUCUCCUGUUGUAGUGAAAUGUUUCCAGUUUCACCACAGAGCCAGGAAUAUUUAUACUGCCACACCAUAAUGCUUUUUUCACCUAAAAUAAACACCUUGUAUAACUA
Nothobranchius furzeri (turquoise killifish) is the source of this 1082-nucleotide messenger RNA. It is a transcript of the gene prdx6, whose product is annotated as peroxiredoxin 6. Gene Ontology annotation, cellular component: mitochondrion; cytosol. Gene Ontology annotation, molecular function: peroxiredoxin activity. Lineage: Eukaryota; Metazoa; Chordata; Actinopteri; Cyprinodontiformes; Nothobranchiidae. The record is from RefSeq and is a predicted model, not a curated record. Gene Ontology annotation, biological process: cellular oxidant detoxification; cell redox homeostasis.